Messenger RNA from Rhipicephalus sanguineus (brown dog tick), 2945 nucleotides. Its product is annotated as periostin. NCBI's taxonomy places the organism in Eukaryota, Metazoa, Arthropoda, Arachnida, Ixodida, Ixodidae. The record is from RefSeq and is a predicted model, not a curated record. The coding region runs from base 113 to 1156 and encodes 347 amino acids. Gene Ontology annotation, biological process: cell adhesion; extracellular matrix organization. The transcript is spliced from 6 exons. Gene Ontology annotation, cellular component: extracellular matrix. Gene Ontology annotation, molecular function: cell adhesion molecule binding.
GUCCACAACCGUACCCCCGUUUUUCAAAUAGACGCACUAGCGUACAGCCAGUCGGUUCUCUACCAGCGCUGAUACACGCGUAGUUGUGUGUACGUACUGCGUAAAGCUCGAAAUGAAGGCGUCAUUGGCCGUUGUCUUCGUUCUCGUCGGUGUACAGCACGUCUCUUAUUGCUACCCUGGCUUUGAGUACCUCGAAAAUCGCACUGUUUUGCAGCGUUUCUUAAACUUGGUGCCCGGUACCGGCGAAACCGAGCAUACCAUCGCCUCGCUGACGGGACAGCUACCUCUCGAAUGGCAGAACAUGACCUCCAGGCGUUCUAAUCUGAUCGAGAUAGCCAAGAAACUCAACUUAACCAAGUUAGUUGAAGCAAUAAUCAAAGUUGGGCUUGGAGGGCUGCUGAAUCACGAAGGUCCAUUCACUUUGUUCGGCCCAACAAAUGAAGCUUUCGAAAAUGCACCUGGCUACUGCAAAAAUGUUCCACUGAAGGAUGUCAUCAAGUUCCACAUUGUGCUUGGUGCACAUAAGAAAAAUGAAUUCAAGAACAACCUACUGCUGAGAAGCUUCCUGCCGGGACAAAUGCUGCGAAUCAACAUCUACCCGCAGACGAAUUCUGUAACGGCUUCCGGAAGAAACAUCACCGGCACUGACAAUGUGGCAUCCAAUGGAGUCGUGCACGUGCUUUCGGAGGUGAUCUGCUCGCUGUUCAAAGGAAGCGUAGCUUACGAGAUAAGUCGCUGCCCGGCUUACUCGAUCCUUAAUGCAUUGAUCAAGACAUCUGGCCUGUACAAUGCCCUGGAUGGAGACGGUCCGUUCACGGUGUUUGCACCAACGGAUAAAGCGUUUGCAAAAUUGAGUCCGGAUGUCAUCGACCACCUCAAGAAGAAUGUUACAGCUCUGAAAGAGGUUCUGCUCUACCACGUGGUCCCCGAUGUGUGGUACAGCCCUGGGCUGGUGAAUGGGCAGCUGAAGACACUGCAAGGACAGAACCUGUCUAUUUCGAUCAAUGAAGGUGGUGUUCACAUCAACGACGCUACCGUCAUCUUGGCGGAUGCCUCCGUGAGCAACGGCGUUGUCCAUUCUAUCGACACCGUGCUCAUUCCAAAGCUCAUCAGGUUCAACCGAGUCUUUCGUGUAACUAUUGUAACCAGGGCAUAAUCUUGCUUUGUUAAGUCCACGUCUUGGCUUUCCCGCACGACCAUGCCUCAGACUAACUACUUUUGCUUGGUUUGGUUAGGUUGGGUGGUCAGGCCUGUGCAGCGUAGUUCUUAUGCCACACAUGUCGACACAGCAGACCUGCAGAUUGUUGCUAUGAGCAUUCUUUUCAUUUCCCAGUGCACUGGAACUUACUGUAUGCUACAGGAAGUUCGGUAAGCAGCCCACAGUCAGGUCAGGCAGCCACCAGUAAUGAAGCUAACGCACUUUUAACAAAAAGUGUACAUAAAUUUAUGUUAGUCACGCCACAGUGGUGCUCAAAACAUACUUAGGCAUUACGGUCAGUAAAAAAUCUAGUGGAGACACGUUUGCGUGUCAAGUUUGAACCUAUACGUUACCAGUGUUACUCACUUAAACACUAAUUUGGUGUGCCUUUUCAUAUUGUUCAUGUAGUCUGGUACCAGUGAAAUGAAAUAGUAAUGCAAAAGCGCUAUGGUCAAAGAGCGCACAUCUAUGAAGGUAAUCCAGGUGCACUGGUUCAUACGUCUCAAUUGAAAGUAAAACUUUUACCAAUCUGUCUCUGCCAGGAUGUGCAGCUGUGUACACUGCAGUACAGUGUGCUUGCAUAACAUUUCAUUUCACGUAAUGUGCACCUGACACUUAUCACUAAAAGCAAACGAAGUGUGAGACGUGAAACUGUCAGACUGAUAUUGAUUAUGAGUAAUAUAAUUAAGCUAAACCCUUCGAUGCAGACCACUUUACCUUGUGGUAUUAAUAUUGGUCACACUAUUAAACAAUUAUGGGUAUUAAAAAUACUCUUGACAAUUCUCGAACAAAUGCAUUUCAAUCAAUACUCCUUAUUACUGUUUAUGUGCACUGAAAUGGUGCUUUUUUUUUUGGUAAUAUGUUGGAAGACACAAUGUAACUUCACCUUAGUAUUAUAGAAUUUUAUCGGCUGCAGACAGCCUAUGAAUAGUCAUAAAAAUAUCAAGUGCCACAUAGCUAUGCAUGUCAGUGUUACAACGCAGUUUAUUGCGUACUUGAUUGUACUUUGGACCAGCUUCUGUUGAUGUCUACUGUAGCCAGCUACACAUUCAAUGGCUUAGACUAUCGAAUUAGCAGGUUUACAUUCAGUGGAAAUCUGAUAAUCCUUCCCAUUGCACUGCCAAGACCACAUCUAUAUACCUUGAUAAGGAAUUUAUGCAGGCCCCGAGAAAAUGGUCCGCAACCCAUUUCAUUUCAGUAAACCUUAUAUACUCUCUGCCUGCUUGUGUUUUCGGAAUCACUUUAUAUUUUUUUGUCUUUUGCAAUACAUUUAAUUCAAAACAUUUUACAUUUUAUACAAAUGCUGGUUUUAGAGGAAGGCACAAUGCUUUGUUUUGUCUAGUUGCUCUCAGAGUGUAGCCACUCUUCUCUUUUACUGCUUAUUUACAGCAUACUAUACUAUUUACCACAUGCAUUUGUAUUUGCUCAACAUAGACGUGACGGCAAGGGUUUGUCGAGUCAUGGUGCUUUCGUGGUCAUUUCGCACCAGCCGGUACUGCAAUUAUUGCAACAGCGAUCAAGCUAUACCAUACGAUGAAGUAGCAUUUAGCGUAACUGUGCGUGCGCACAGUUACUCAGGCGCUUUAAAAGCUAUUCUCAGAGCCAACUGUGUUCACUUGAGCAAAAACAAAAAACAAAAAUUGCGAUAACUUUACAGACAAGCUUUCAUUGUCGCGAAAUGUAUCAAAUGGAGUCGGCUCACUUGUGUGAAUAAAGUUUUUAAACAACCAUUUUCACCCAAUUACUU